Molecule: messenger RNA, 1926 nt
Organism: Dicrocoelium dendriticum
Lineage: Eukaryota; Metazoa; Platyhelminthes; Trematoda; Plagiorchiida; Dicrocoeliidae
Source: the annotation of a GenBank genome assembly
AACAUGAGUACCUUGCGACUAGGCACUGCUUCGAGGCUAAAAACGGCGCAAAAUCAAGGAAAUGUCAGAGGUUCUGGAACGGCAACUAGACUGACCACUGGUCUGAGACCUGGUACCCGUGGAGGUGGUGUGGGAGCCACACUAAACACUUCUGUACAUGUCGAGGAUCGGCCAAUUACCCAACAAGGCUUGAGUGGGUUAAGGACAGCCGAUAGAGGAACCAGAAGACAAAUUGAAGACAAACCGUAUUAUCUCGGGCUUCUGCGUUCAAAGAUCAAUGAGAUUACCUCUGAAAUCGGAGUCCUCACCCGACAGAUAAAGGAAACAGAGGAGGAGAAUGCCAGCUUUAUCCAGUACGAACAGAUGGCUGAGAAACUGGCACUUGAGAUAAAGGAAUUACAAGGUGAACUGGGUGAUUACAACACCCUUGUAGACAAAGCUACUUUAGGUGAAGAUGUCUCCAAUGUGGAAAUGGAUUGGGAAGCCCUAAAGUCGGCAAAUGAACGCGCAGAUAAAAGUUUGGAAUCACUGUUCGAGGAAAAGCAGCAAAUGGAUAUGACCCUAAAAUCGUUGGAACAAGAGUUAAAGAGAGAACAACAGAAAUCGGAGUCACUUGUUCAAGAGAUGGGAAGCGAAGAACGCGGGAACUACUUCCGUCUGCGGGAUCUGAACGAUCAUCUGAUGGCCCAAUUGACUGAAGGCCAGGCCCAACUAGACCAGUUGAAUGCCCGUCGGAUCGAAUUGGAACAAGAAAUAUCCACCUCGCAGGCGAAACAAGAGGCCAUGAGGCUGUACGCACAGCUUCACGAGGCUGAAGCCAAACGGGAUCAGUUGCUUGCAGAAGAGGCAGCCAGAGAUGACCCCGAACGCGAACGCGAGCGGUUACUACUUCAGGUGCGCGAGGACAACCAAGAAAUCGCAAGCAUAGAACACCAGACACGCGAAACCCAAGAGAAAGUGGCCCAGCUAGAAGAAGAACUGCAAUUGUUGGAGCAAGAGCUGGAUGAGAACCGAAGCGAAAGGCAUCAAAAGUACCGAGAGUUGAAAAAGCGAGAACAACAGAUCGACGAAUUUUUGAAUACUUUUGACGAGGUCAAGGCACUAGAACAGUCCAACAUUGCAGAGCUGCAAGCAAACAUCGUGGGGCUCCUGGAGUCAACCUCAAGGCAUCUCAUGAAUAUUAAACAAACGUCUCCAUCGGUAGUCGCAGCUCUGAAGUCUGCAGUAAGCGAUACGGAUAACCCGGUGGACCAAUUGCGCGAACAGUUGAAUUUCAAAACUUCUGAGGUCUCCAAAGCCAAGGAUACCGAGGCAGCGCUGCAAAAAGAAUACACCCGUUUGAGUCAGGACAUUGUCAAAGUGGAACAGUUAGAGGCCAAAGUGACUCAGGAAAUGGAGUCGCUUCGCGAACGCAUCGCUAGAAUGGAGGCGGAAAUUCAAGUGUUCGACGACCUGGAUCGUGUGAAGGAGGACGCCAAGUUCAAGCGCGAGGCGGUGACAAAAGAAAAGGAACGCAUGGAAUCCCAUCGCGAAAGCUUACAUCGGAUGAAUCAACAGCUGGCCAAAGAAUAUGCCAAUUUACAAGCGACUUUGGCGAAUGAUGAAACCCAUCUGCAACUGUCGAAUCUCGAACGCCGUUGGGCUCAACACGAGCAAAUCAACUUUAGCCUGAUGGAGUCCAUUGCCAACAAGCGUGCGGAAACGGAUCACACCGAGUGGGCGAAGAAAGCCAUGGAGCUUGUCAGGUCGUACAACGAGAGCCUAAAAACAGCACUCGCUUCCAAACCGAUGGUGCCCUAACUGUUUGUUUGCAAUGGGAUUGCUACCAUACGUUGUGAGUUUAACACUCCAUGUGAAAGAGAAAAAUGAAUGUUCGAUUCAGACACACGUGAACCGUAUUAGUGUACCGCCACUUCUCCUUCAGGG